Messenger RNA from Pollicipes pollicipes, 2705 nucleotides. It is a transcript of the gene Ogg1, whose product is annotated as 8-oxoguanine DNA glycosylase. Gene Ontology annotation, molecular function: damaged DNA binding; 8-oxo-7,8-dihydroguanine DNA N-glycosylase activity. The transcript has 6 exons. Gene Ontology annotation, cellular component: nucleus. The record is from RefSeq and is a predicted model, not a curated record. Gene Ontology annotation, biological process: nucleotide-excision repair; base-excision repair; base-excision repair, AP site formation. The coding region runs from base 127 to 1278 and encodes 383 amino acids. Lineage: Eukaryota; Metazoa; Arthropoda; Thecostraca; Pollicipedomorpha; Pollicipedidae.
CUACCUCACGCGUUGAUGGGAGUCGUUGGUUGUCAGGUUAGAGCCUGUAAUUCAUCUGGAACAAUGUCAAGAAGCAAUCUCAGCAACAAGCAACCCAUUAUUAUUUAUUGAGUAGGAGACUUAACUAUGGGAAGCUGUGGUAGAAUCUUGUGCACCAUACAUGAUGUGAAUCUUGCUGCAGUCCUUAAAAGUGGACAGUCAUUCAGAUGGGUGAGGCUGCCCUCUGAGGAGUGGGUGGGUCCUCUGGGCCGGCACGUCUGGAUCCUGCGGCAGGACGAGUCCGGCAUCACCUUUAGAACACUGCCGCCUCCCAAGAGUGAGGCGAGCCUGGAUGAAGGCAAGGCCAGAUGCUUCCUCGAGGACUACUUCCAGCUGGGGGUAAACCUGCGCGAGCUGUACUCGUGCUGGAGCGCGGCCGACGAGGCCUUCAGCAUGGCCGGCCGCCGGCUGCCCGGCGUCCGGAUGCUCCGCCAGGACCCCGUCGAGAAUCUGUUCUGCUUCAUCUGCUCCUCCAACAACAAUAUACAGCGCAUCACCUCGAUGGUGGAGAAGCUGUGUGAGCGGUACGGCGAGCCGCUGGGGGAGCACGCCGGCCGGACGUUCCACGCCUUCCCCGCCGUCUCCCGACUGGCAGAGCCGGCCGUCGAGGCCGAGCUGCGCGCGCUCGGCUUCGGCUAUCGAGCCCGCUACGUGCGCGAGACGGCCCACCAGGUGGCGGAGCGCGGCGGCGCCGGCUGGCUGCGCGCCCUGCGCAGCGUCCCCUACGCCACCUGCCACGGACAGCUGCGCCAGCUCUGUGGCGUCGGCGCCAAGGUGGCCGACUGCGUGUGUCUGAUGUCGCUGGACCAGCCGGCGGCCGUGCCGGUCGACACUCACGUGCACCAGCUGGCGCUGCGCCACUACCUGCCGCAGCUGCGCCACACCAAGACGCUGACCGAUCGCACCUACCGCCAGGUGGCCGACCACUUCCGGCUGGUGUUCGGCGAGCGCGCGGGAUGGGCGCAGGCGGUCUUGUUCUGCGGUGAUCUGGCUGAAUUUAAAAAGGCCGCUGCGGAUGAGGCAUCAGGCCCAGCCCAAGAAUCGGCCAGCGUCCGACAGACCGUGAAGUGUCCGGUGGCGCCAGCCAAGACGACCCCGUCCAAGAGAGUGCGAGUCACUGCCGCUGUCGUCGGGAAGGCCCCGGAUGUGGGCGGAGACGGUCCGAUCGGGCGGACAGCCGCAGCACGCAGUGAAAGGGGAACUAGACAGCAGAAACGGCGGACGCCUGUCCCCCGCUAGGGCCUGCCCGGGCAACCUUUCAGUGCCAACACGCUCAGGUGGUUUGUGUUGGUCCUCUGGAAUUGUGGAUGUGUGCUCUCAGGGAGUUGUUGCGCUGUUCCGGUCCGACUCGUCGGUCACUAAGAGGGUCUGUGAGUAUGUGAUUUCGAUUGAGAUCUUUGCCCGGAUUUUGAAUUAGAAUGUGCUUCAAUGCCAGCUGAAGCACUUUCAUAUUGGCAUGUUGUCUUGUUCUUAUUUUUGUGACAGGCGUCGCCUGUGUUCUGAUCCGGAGCAUGUUACCAGCGAGUACCGUUUUUUCAUAAUGCGUUGCUAGCACUGAUGCUCUUAUUCACCCAUGCGUUGACAUCAUCUAUGAUUUGUGUGCACUCACCAGGUAUGGUCCCACUCCGAGGGUGAGGCCAACUGCGAUGUGUACCUCUCGGUUUGUGUGACCUGACCUCGGCGCGAGGUGUGCGCGCCGACACCAUGCUGAGGCGUCCGUCUGACAUCCGGCUGUGGCUGGAGCGAUUUCGAUCUUCAUGCCGGCCGUGGGCGUCCUGUGUCCUGCCGUAGCUGAUCUGACCUGACCUGAACUGGGAUGAGCUGGACUGACCCGAUAUGACCUGGCCUGUCCUGAUACGGCCUGGCCUGACAUGACCUGACCUGACACGACCGGAUUUGUCAUGCUCGGCCGCUGGCGCGCGGUGACUUCUGGGUGCCUGAAGUGUGAUGUCGAGUUGGGUGGAUCAACAUGAUACAUGCCUCCUGAGGCUGUUUGGAAGGCUCGUGGCAGGCUGCUGUAAAGUGGAGGGUUGCUCAAGCACUGAUGUAGCAUCAGACGGGGGGGGGGGGGGAUGUGAUUCUGUCCCAAUUUGGACAAACUGAGCUGAUUGCCAUGGGUGCCAAUGUGUUGUGCGGUAAAUAUGGGUCAGACUGUUUUUGAUCCCUGCUUAAAUUUACCUAUGUAUCUGCUGUCCAGGACACAAAUGAUGAAACAUUAUAAACAAGUAGCUGCGACACGGAAUGCCUGUAUGAGGUGUGUGGUGAUGCCUAGACUGAGGCAGCAAUAAUCAUGAAGAUGUCGUGUUUGCUGUCAUGCAUGUUAUUAAUGUGCAUGACAUACAAAUUUUAGACUGAACAUGCUGCUUGUCGCCGACGAAAUACUUUCAAGCAUUCUAUGGCUGGUGCUGAGUCAUGGAAAGUAUCAGUCUCUCCCAACCUUCCAGAUCACUGCUUGUGGCCCCUCUGAUGUGUAUUGUCUGCCCAACAAGCUCCAGCAGGUGCUCGUAGGUGGUCGGCUAUCAACCCACUCGAAGUAAUAAUGUGGGUAAUAGAAAUGGAUGGGUAUGUUGCCGACUCCGGCAUAUCUAACAUCAAUGUUGGAUGCUGUGCUCAAAAACAAAACGGUGAUAAUUGGACCUCCUCCAUCCCAGGUGAGGUUCCUUCAC